AUUUUUUUUUAAUUAUGAAUCCCGCCUAAACAAUUGCUUAACAAUUCCUUUAACAAUACUAUUAGACUUUAAUGACUAAUAAAAUGGGAUUAAUCUAAUUUUAUACUGAUGCUUCUCAUAUGACUUAUGGUAUUUGUUUUGGAUUUAUUAUUUUAAAGGUGGAUAAUAACAUGAUGGCUUAAAAUAAAUAAAUGAGAAAUUAGAAUCAUUGGCCUUCUAAAAAAUAGUUUAUAAAAUUGAUGAUAUGGAUGUUUAACCAGGAGCAUUGGAGAAUUCUUUAUUCAUUUUUGUCACUGGAUAAUUGUAGAUGGAUGAUGCUGAGACAUACAAAUUCUCAUAAAGUUUUUAAAUUCUUCCAAAUGGCUAAGGAGGUUUAUACGUGCAUAAUGAUAUCUUCAGAUUAGUUUAUUGAUUUAUUAAUAAUAAAAAUUAUU
Molecule: messenger RNA, 434 nt
Organism: Paramecium sonneborni
Lineage: Eukaryota; Ciliophora; Oligohymenophorea; Peniculida; Parameciidae
Source: the annotation of a GenBank genome assembly